AUGGAUGACCCGCGCCCUGUGCUAUCCGUCAUCUGGGUAGCUCCGUUUGUACAUGCGUGUGGAUAUGGAACCGAGGCGCUGGCUACUCUUCGGGCCAUCGCCGCUGCUGCUGCCAUGCUCGAUGGCCGAGUCGAGCAUGAGCUGGUCGUCGGCGCUCUCCAUGGUGGUCUUCCGCUCGAAGUCGAGCACCUCGCCCGCCUCGACAAUGACGAGGCCGUGUUUCUCAUGGCUGCUCUGCAGCAAGCUGAAGUCAUCCAGCUAGCAGACGAGACUCGCGCCGAUGCCCUCGUCGGCCGCACCAUGUUCGAGACCGACUCGGUUCCAGAGGCGUGGCUCGCGACGUUGCGAUCGGCAGACACACUCUGGCUGCCCACGCCGCACGCCACUGCUAUCUUUGCCGACGCACUCGACAACCAUGUGCCCGUCGAAGCGCUCGGCCAGACCGUCGACAUGACGCUCUUUGCGGCAUCGCCCGACUCGCUGCCCGAGCUCGACUCUGUCUUUCUCUAUGUUGGUCGCUGGACCUCCCGCAAGAACGUUGCCGGCCUCAUCGCCGCCUACCUCGCUGCCUUUACCGAACGCGACCGCGUCCGCCUCGUCCUUCACACCCAGGUUCCCGGCGGCAGUCUCGACCACGCCAUUGCAGCCAUCGUAGCAGACUCGCCGGCGCUCGCGGGUCGCGACCAAGCCACCUUUCCGCUCAUCGAGGCCUCGACAGCCGUACUCUCCUCGCAAGGCAUGGCCGAGCUCCUCCGAUCAGCUUCGGUUGUUGUCCUUCCGUCCCACGGCGAAGGCUGGGGCCGUCCGCUGAUGGAGGCCAUGGCUGUCGGGCGGCCCGUUGUCGGAGUUGCCUUUGCCGGCCCGCCAGCUUUUGUCACUCCGGAUGCUGGCUGGCUCCUUGAUCCACACCCGCUCGUCUCCUUUGCCUCUACCAUCGGCGCAGACCACUAUCCCGGCCACCGCUGGGCCCGCGUCUCGACGCCCGACCUCGCACGCAUCCUCCGUCUUAUCGCUGAUCUUCCUCACUCCGAUCUCGUUGCUCGCGGCCGCGCAGCUGCCGCCGCCAUCCGUGCUUCGCACGCCUUUCCCACUAUCGGCGCCCAGUACAUCGCCGCCCUCCUCCGGGUCAUUCUCUCGCCCCAUCUCGACGCCGAACCGGUGCCCACCUUACCACAUCGCGCUCGCCCGGGAAAUGGAACGGUGCCGCAAACCUACUUUUCGGUCCUCAAUCAUCUCAUGAUCGUCGCCGAGAUGCAUGGCGCUAUUGCAGAGCGAUUGACGGCAAAGUCUCUGCCUAUGCUCACAGACUCGAUCCGGGACUUUGGCCCAACUGUCAAGCAUCUUUCAUCCCGCGUUGCUUCGCUCGAGCGCGAGCAUGAGCUGCGAAAGGAGCGGAUGGCUCGGACUCGGGCAGAGUACAACGCGGCAUCGGCGUCGUGUGUGGCAGAAAAGAAGGCGCUGCAGGCCAUGAGCGUCGGAGAGAAGGAGGCUGUCAUCGCCCGCCAGAUCGUGGUAGCGAAGAAAGCUGCCCAGCGCGAGUCGUCGGCCCGCGCCGCCUUUCGCGAUGCCAUAGAGGACUUUAACGCCUUUCAGGCUGACGAGUAUCUGCCGGGCCUGACGGCGGCGAUGCAGGAGGCCGAGAUCUCGGAGCGCCAGCGGCUUAAUGUUCUCCGCGCUGGCCUCCGCACCGUCUUUCGAGCCUACCACCCCACCAACUCGGAUGUCAGCACGCACACGCUCGCCCUCUCGGCCAAGUACGAGGCGCUCGACGUCGAAAAAGACAUCACCAUGCUUGUCGACAUGUUUGCCACCAAGGCGCCCAUGCCCGAGCCCAUUGUCGAGGACUUGCGGACCCAUGAGGAGCGGGUUGCAGAGUUCAAGACUGCCUUCCGCGAAGUCUUUGGCGAGCCAUAUGAGAUCGAGCGCCACGAGCGCCGUCUGCAGCGCGCGCUUCGUCGCUCGCGCCGCCGCCGCGAGUCCGAAGCUGCCGAGAUCGCCGCACGUGUUUCCGGCUCACCCACAGUCCGCCGCCGCAAGUCGACCCGCCGCUCGCGGACCAUUUCCACCGCCAACACGGCUCGGUCCGCGCCGGUUGUCGAGUCCGCUGUCGCCGGCUCGCCCGCCUGGUCCGCCCACGUCGCCGAAACCGCUACCCCGGUUCCGGCCUCUGCAGAGCUCGUGACCGACAUGCCUGACAUGAAAUCGCCGCCGCCGGUCGCUGCCAAGUCGGAAGCCACGCACCGGGUCGCCGACCUCAUCCGCAAUCAGAAGCGGUUCUCCACCUUUGCCUUUGAGCGGCGCGACACCGCUUUUGGAGGCUCGUCCCCUGUCACCGAGGACGUCGCCUCGGCAGGCUCUGCUGACUCGGACGCCACUAGCGUCGAGCCGCAGGCGGGCGACGUCGACCACUUUGCAGGCUCUGCGGCCCUUAUGACCAUCUCGUCCGACGACGAUGUAGUCCUGGCGCUCCGCGAGGUGGCGCCUCGGAACUCGGUUGCUCUCGACAAUCUCGACCUGGCGAUUGCGCAGCAUCCAGCCGCCGGCAACAUGGCUCCUGUGACCGAGUCGACCGAGGCCGGGGCCGAGGCCGGGGCCGAGGCCGGGGCUGAGGCUGAGGCCGAGACUGAGGCUGAGAUCGAGACCGAGAUCCAGGCCGAGAAUGUGACCAAGUAUGAGACUGAGACUGCGGCUGAGACCGAGACUGAGGCCGAGACCGAGACUGAGGCCGGGACCGAGGCCAAGACUGUGGCCGAGACCGAGACCGGGGUCGUCCGCAACACUGCGAGCCUGCCCGCGACGCAAGUCGUGGAAGAAGCACUCGAAUGCGAGGCUGCGCGUGGAGCGCAGGUCCGUAUGACAGACUUUCGCAGCGACGAGAUUACUGAGGCCUGGCGACUCGGCCACGAGCUGCUUGGCCGUGAGGCUGCACUGCUGCCAACAACACCACUGGCGAGCCGGCUAUCGGACAACGUGGCCGAGGCCAUCGACCUGGCGGCAGAUCUGCUGGGUGUGUCCGCCAGUGAGCUGCUCGUGGCGGACGAUACAUGCGGCGCCGAGCCUGAGCCGAGCCCCGAGCAUGAGUCCAAGCUGGAGCCAAGCUCGCCACCGCCACCUGACCUGGAUGCGUACUCGCCGGCCGCAGUGACAGCUGCGAGCGCCGCCGCAGGUGCGGCCGGCGCGGCGGCAGUGAGUGCGACGCUGCUGCCAACGCCACCGUUGCCACCCGACGAGAUGGAGGCGCUCGGUGAUGCCGAGCUGGCCGCCCUUCUUGAACCGCAGUCGCCGUCAGCCGACUCGAUGGCGUCGUCGGUCUCAAUGAGUAUGCUGGCAAGCCCCGAGGUCCAGGCCGAGCUGGACCAGAUCGACGCCGACCUCGGCCUCGACGAGUAUGCCUCGCUCCCUGUUUCGGCGCCCAAUGUGGGCACACAGUCGGGCUCGGCUAGCGGUGUCGACGUCGACGUUGACGCCCUCGCCUCGUUCAUCAUGUCGCCGGACGGGACCGAGGACUCGCCGCUCUGGCAAGCGGUCAUGAGCGGAUCGCCGAGCUCGCCGCUGGGCGUGGCGAUUGCGGACGAGUCGUUGUCCCUGACCUCGCCCGAGUCGAAUGCACUGGGCACCGGCGAGCAGACGGCUUCGUCGUUUGAGUCCAAGCCGCAACCAGAGUCGCUGCCUGUGAUCAAGGUCCGACCGGGACGGGCGGUGACCGAGGCCGCGAUUGCGUCGAAGCGAGCAAGCGUGGCGGCCAAGCGCGGGUCCAAGUUUGGCAUGGUCCGUGAAUGGGACGUUGUGGCCGCAGAGCGAACAAUGCUCUUUGGAUUCAUGGUCAAGCAAGGCGGCGGACGCGGUGGGCGGAAGAGCUGGAAGAAGCGCUGGUUUGUGCUCACCUCGCGGGCGCUGACGUACGCCACAAAGAAGGGCAAGGAUCCCAAGGGCUCCAUUUUUGUCUCGGCCAUGCGCGCGGUGGGAACGUCGGACGAGGCGCGGCGUGGCGAGACGUGCAUUGUGCUCGAGACCAUCACGCGGACGUACUACUUUUACCCUGCAGGCGACGGCGACGACCAGGCCGCGACGGUCAAGUCGUGGGUGACCAUGCUCAACUCGCUCAUAUCGUCGGGUGGUGUCGGCUCCAACUCGCGGUCGCGUCUUAUCUCAUUUUCGUCCGGCCUGCAGGACGACUCGCUGCUGGCUGAGUCUGGAGCAGCCGAUGGGCUCGAUGUAACCUCCACCGAGCUGGUGGUGCUGGAGGGCCAGCUCAAGUUUGCCACAGGCGCGCCGCUGCUGAUCAACUCGGCGACGGCCGGCUCGUCGUCGUCGGUGGUGGUGCGAUACUGCGUCCUCACCCCUCACUCGUUUGUGGUCCGAAAGAAGGAGAGCGCGACCAAGGCCAAGCACACGGUGCGCUGCGCACACAUCCUGCACCUCAUCGGCCACGAGCCCGGCUCCAAGCCGUCGCACGGGUUCUCGAUCCAGACGCCAGACGUGCUGAUCCGCCUGUACGCGUCGAAUGGCGUCGAGAUGUACGAGUGGAUUCAGGCCUUCCAGCUCGUCAUUCGCUCACAUCGCCGUGCUGCGGCCAAGCCAUCGGCGAGCGAAGGUGGCUUGAGCAUCGCCGCCGCCGCCGAAGCUCUUUCCUCGCCGCCGCCCUCCUCGUCGUGA
Molecule: messenger RNA, 4656 nt
Organism: Thecamonas trahens ATCC 50062
Lineage: Eukaryota; Apusomonadida; Apusomonadidae
Exons: 4
Coding region: 1-4656 (1551 amino acids)
Source: RefSeq, a predicted model, not a curated record